AUGUGCACUCCGGAAGCGUGGCGCGGCGGGGUGGCGCGGUCACCCUCACACGAGUCGGUCACCACAGACUUAUCGUUGUUCAGUGUGUCCUCGGCCGCAUCAGACGCCAGGGUCCUACGGCUGCUAGCGUGCAAGGCAGGCCAGGGGCCAGAUCCGUCUCUCCGUGUUGCCAGCCCAAAUCCAGAUAGCAAAACACUCAAGAGGCCAUCCUCCUCCCUGCCCCUGCAGUCCACGGACAACUGCCGGGAGCUCCUGGCUGGCUGCGCGGCGCUGUGUGCCCAGCUGGGGCUGCGGCGAUCCUUCAGCUGCUCCGAUGUCAGUGCCGCUAAGGAAUCUGCUCAUCCUCUUCGAAGCGCGACUUCGGAGGUGGGCCUGUGCGCGGCGCUGGAGGCGCUGACGCUGAGCGCCGCCUCACGGUCGUGCAGCACGUGGGUCGCCGUGGGAGGUUCACAGCUGCCCUCCCCUCAACGUUCUCAAACGGCUCAACCUCCGCAUCGAUCUCUGCCCAGUGACAAUAAGAAAGUGCGAACAAACUAUAUAAAGAGAAGGUUGCUGACCACAUACAGAGCCUUGGAGAGGAUGUCGCAGUCAGACUUCAACUUGGACAGGCUGGAGGCGGCUGCAGUGUCGGCGGUGGCCAACGCGGUCUCCGGUCCCGGCCCCACAACACUAGCAGUUCCGCAGGCCAAACAUCCACACUCGCGGUUCGUGCACCCCGAAGCGGCCCACCUCGCCUUAACAGCAGCAGAUUUAGAGCGCGAACGAGGCCGCCCCCUCUCCAAGUACGAGAGGAACAUGAUGAUAUUUAACUGGCUACACACACUCGACGAGGCUGCGCCUUUCUAG
Molecule: messenger RNA, 846 nt
Organism: Arctia plantaginis
Lineage: Eukaryota; Metazoa; Arthropoda; Insecta; Lepidoptera; Erebidae
Source: the annotation of a GenBank genome assembly